This is a messenger RNA of Prunus avium (sweet cherry), 1624 nucleotides long. The record is from RefSeq and is a predicted model, not a curated record. NCBI's taxonomy places the organism in Eukaryota, Viridiplantae, Streptophyta, Magnoliopsida, Rosales, Rosaceae.
GUGUGUGAGAUGUUAUUUCUAGCUGUUAAAUGUCUAUGUGGCACUUUUGACAUAUCGGUUGGAGAUGCUCUUAGAUAUAUGUUAAAGCUUAAAUGUGUGGGAGUUGAGUUUUAUGGUUAUAACCAUGUUGACGGUACGAAGAAGAAAGAGACUUUGUUCCCAGCAUUGAAAAGCUUAACUAUUUAUUAUUGCCCAGCUCUAAUUAAAUGGGAGGAACUGCCAACAGAUGAGAAAGUAGCGGUGUUUCCCUGCCUUGAGGAGUUGACUAUAAAGCAUUGCGAUAGUCUCGAGUUCAUUCCUAUUACCCUGGGCAAGGGCAUGACAUGUCUCCGCAAAUUGAAGAUCGGGGAUUGUGAGAAAUUAUCAAGCUUGCCGACUAGCUUAGAAUAUUGCAUCUCUCUUCAGGAGUUGGAGAUUUGGGGUUGUGAUGGAUUGACAAGUCUACCGAGUGGGCUACCAUCCUGCACAUCUCUUGAGGAGUUGAAAAUCAAUUCAUGCCACAAUUUGAUAUCUCUGCCAGAUCUCGAUGUAUCCAGGUUGCAGUCUCUUUCCUCUUUAGAUAUAUUUAAUUGUGGGAAAUUAAACUAUUUGCCAAUAGAUGGGCUACGCUCUCUUACGCGUUUAGAAUCUAUGAAAAUGGGUCCGUUUUCGGAGGAGCUCGAUUCCUUCCCUGAUUUUGAGCUUCCAUCACAAAUCCAAAUACUAGAGAUCACAGGGUGGCCUAAGCUCAAGUCUCUGCCUCAACAAAUUCAACACUUGACUACUUCUCUAACAUCUUUGGGGAUUGAAUCUUUCAAUGGUGUGGAGGCUCUUCCAGAGUGGUUGGGUAACCUUACAUCUCUUACCCACCUGAGUAUUCAGGAGUGUGAGAAUCUCAUGUAUAUGCCUUCUUUACACAGAGUGGUUGGGCUUCGUGAAUUGUUGAUUGACAAUUGUCAGGCAUUAUCAAGCUGGCCAAGUGGGUUGGAAUAUUGCACCUCACUUCGUAGGUUGAGUAUACUUGGGUGCUCCAAUCUAACAUCCAUUCCACUUUCACAAUCUGACUCUGAUGCUCCCACACUCCCUCUUCUUGAGGACUUGACUAUAAGGAGUUGCUCUAGUCUCGAGUUCAUUCCAAUUACCCUGGGCAAGGGCAAGGGCAUGACAUGUCGCUUGAAAUUGGAGAUUAAGGAUUGUGAGAAAUUAUCAAGCUUGCCGACCAGGUUAGAAUAUUGCAUCUCUCUUAAGAAGUUGAGUAUACAGAGAUGCCCUAAUCUAGAGGCCAUUAUUAAUUUAGACAACCUCACAUCCCUCUGUUACUUGAGUGUUACUUGAGUAUUAGGGGUUGUGAUGGAUAGACAAGUCUACCCAGUGGGCUACCAUCCUGCAUUUUCGGAGGAGCUCGAUUGUUUCCCUGAUUUUGAGCUCCCAUCACAAAUCCAAACUCUAGAGAUCACAGGGUGGCCUAAGCUCAAGUCUCUGCCUCAACAACAAAUUCAACACUGCACUUGUCUAAAAGCAUUGUCCAUAGAGUCUUUCGACAGCGUGGAGGCUCUUCCAGAGUGGUUGGGUAACCUUACAUCUCUUACCACCCUGAAUAUUCACAAUUGUAAGAAUCUGGUGUCUCUUCCUGCCGUUCAAGUUA